AUGUCGGACAUUGAAGAUGAAAUGGACGUUGAUGCGCCCGUCGACAAGUCCAUCAGCUUUGGCGGAGACUCGAAAAAGGGCAAGCGGAGCGCUGCCAAUCUGCCUGUAGAAGCUGAAGACACAUUGCCAUGGUAUGUGGUAGAAAAGUACAGACCAGCGUCUCUCGACGACGUAGAAGGCCACAAGGACAUCAUAGCCACAAUCAACAAAUUUGUCGACUCGAACCGAUUACCACAUCUUCUUCUCUAUGGUCCACCAGGAACCGGAAAGACUUCGACCGUCCUAGCACUCGCACGACGUAUAUACGGGAACAAGAACAUGCGGCAAAUGGUUCUCGAACUAAACGCAUCAGAUGACAGAGGUAUCGAAGUGGUCAGAGAGCAGAUCAAAACAUUUAGCAGUACCAAGCAAAUCUUCUCUGCCGCACCCAAAGCAGGAGAUUCUUCGCUGGCAACUUUCAAACUCAUUGUUCUCGAUGAAGCCGACGCCAUGACUUCCACCGCCCAGAUGGCACUGAGACGAAUCAUGGAGAAGUACACGGCAAACACACGUUUCUGCAUCAUUGCAAACUACACACACAAACUCUCGCCCGCCCUGCUCUCGCGUUGUACGAGAUUUCGAUUUUCACCGCUCAAGGACCAGGACAUUAGGCACCUAGUCGACAAGGUGAUUGACGAGGAAAAGGUCAACAUUACACAAGACGCCACCGAUUCGCUCGUCACUCUGAGCAAGGGAGAUAUGAGACGAGCGCUCAACGUGCUGCAAGCCUGCCAUGCUUCCAGCACGCCACUCCAGCCCCCAGGCAAGCCCGCGGUCGACCCGAGUUCAAUCGUGCGUGACCAAAUCACUCAGACCACCAUCUACGACUGUAUAGCAGCACCACAUCCUUCAGACAUCAAGUACAUCAUCGAAACACUGCUGUCUAAGAAUGACAUGACAGAGUGUCUACGAACCAUAAAUAAUCUCAAGACAUUGAAGGGACUGGCGCUCGCAGAUAUUCUAACGGCGAUUAGCGAAGAGCUGGUCGCGAAUGACGUGCCACCACAAGUUAUGGUGACAUGGAUGUCAGGUCUGGCAGAUAUUGAGUAUAGACUGAGCGGAGGUGGUAGUGAAGCGAUCCAGACUGGUGCAGCGAUUGGUGUUGUAAGAACAGGGGUGGAGCUUCUGGAGAACGGCAAGAAGUGA
Bipolaris victoriae FI3 is the source of this 1185-nucleotide messenger RNA. RefSeq lists its product as hypothetical. The coding region runs from base 1 to 1185 and encodes 394 amino acids. NCBI's taxonomy places the organism in Eukaryota, Fungi, Ascomycota, Dothideomycetes, Pleosporales, Pleosporaceae. The record is from RefSeq and is a predicted model, not a curated record. Gene Ontology annotation, cellular component: nucleus; Elg1 RFC-like complex; Rad17 RFC-like complex. The transcript has 3 exons. Gene Ontology annotation, biological process: DNA repair; DNA-templated DNA replication. Gene Ontology annotation, molecular function: DNA binding; ATP hydrolysis activity; ATP binding.